Microthlaspi erraticum is the source of this 2073-nucleotide messenger RNA. Lineage: Eukaryota; Viridiplantae; Streptophyta; Magnoliopsida; Brassicales; Brassicaceae. The record is from the annotation of a GenBank genome assembly.
AUGGAUUUUGAGUCUCAAGAAACAAGAAGGAGUCAGUAUAUGAACGAUGAAAAUGUUCAUUUUGAGGUUAAUGAGGGAGCUGAAUAUGUUGAGUUUGACGAGGAAGUGUCAAAAACAGAAGCAACUGAGGAUCCAGAACACAGUGCGACUCAAGCGACUCAAGCAACUCAAGCUGUGCGUAAGAGACGCAAAACUUCACGUGUUUGGAAGGAUUUUGAGCCUGUUGGGAUUGAAUCAGAUGGGAAAGAAAGAAGCAAGUGUAUCCAUUGUGAGGCAAAGUUUGUGACCAACUCUAGAACCCAUGGAACUCAUCAUCUGCUAAGACAUUUAGAGAAGUGUCCCAAGAAGCCUAAGGAAGGAGAUAGGCCUGUCUAUGAUCAUCAGGUAGAUCGUGAAAUGAUGAGCGAAAUAAUCAUCUAUCACGAUCUUCCAUUUCGGUAUGUUGAAUAUGAGAAGGUGAGAGCAAGAGACAAGUAUCUCAAUCCUGAUUGCCAGCCAAUAUGCAGACAGACUGCAACAGCUGAUGUUUUCAAGAGGUAUGAAAUUGAAAAGGAUAAGCUUAGAGAGGUGUUAGCAAAGCAUGAUGGUCGGGUGUGUUUUACUUCAGAUUUAUGGAAAGACACUUGCACAAAUACAGGGUAUAUUUGUCUUACAGCUCACUUCAUUGAUUCUAGCUGGAGGUUAAGUAGUAAGAUACUAACUUUUUGUUAUCUCAAGGCUCCACACACUGGGGAAGAAAUGGCUAAUAAGGUUAUGGAGUGUAUGAAGGAUUGGGGUGUAGAGAAAAAAGUCUUCUCCAUUACUCUGGAUAACGCUGGCAACAAUAAUAGCAUGGUGAGACUUCUUCAGGGUCGAUUUGAGUUGGUAAAUGGUGGUGGCUUAUUGUGUGAUGGAAAGUUUGUGCAUGUCAGAUGCUGUGCUCAUAUACUCAAUCUCAUAGUGAAGGAAGGUUUAGAGUUAGCAAAGGAUUUGUUGGAAAACAUCAAAGAAAGUGUCACCUAUGUGAAAUCGUCUCAAGGAAGGAAGGAGGCUUUUCAUGCAUGUGCACUGAGAGAAGGAUUUAAAAAAUCAGGAUUAUCGCUUGAUGUUGCUACAAGAUGGAACUCUACUUACGAAAUGCUUGUAAGGGCCUUAAAGUUCAGGAAAGCGUUUGAGUACUUGUCAGUUUAUGACCUAAACUAUAAGUCAUUACCAUCUGAAGAAGAAUGGAACCGUGGAGAGAAACUCUGUGAAUUCCUAAAGCCUUUCUAUGUCAUCACCAAUCUGUUUUCAGGUUCAAAGUAUCCUACUUCCAACGUUUAUUUUACACAAGUUUGGAGGAUUCAACUACUACUAAUGAAGUUUUCCAGUUGUGAUGAUGCUGCUUUGGCUGAUAUGGCUGAGAGAAUGCAAGUGAAGUUUGACAAGUAUUGGGAAGAUUACAGCCUUGUUUUGGCCAUGGGAGCUGUUUUAGAUCCUAGAAUGAAGUUGUAUUUGCUUGAGAAAGCUUAUGAAGCAGUGGAUCCUCUUACUUCAAAGGUGAAAGUCAAAGAGCUUAAAGACAAUUUGAUUUUGCUCUACAAUGAUUAUGUUGCAAGAGCUCGUCCUAGUUCAAGAGUUACAACAAUACCAACUCCACAAGAGUUAGUCACUGAAUCUCCACUUGAAGAUGAUGACUUUGAUAUUGUAAAUAUUUUUGAUCUUGAAAGAAGCAUCGGAACUGGUGUGAGCAACACAAAGACACAUUUGGAUAUUUAUUUGGAGGAACCAAGACUUGAUAGAGCAUCUUUUCCAAGUUAUGAUGUCUUAGGCUAUUGGAAGGACAAUCAACAUCGAUUUGGUGAGUUAGCAAAGAUGGCUCGUGAUUUGCUGAGCAUACCAAUUACUACUGUAGCUUCAGAAUCUGCCUUCAGCAUUGGUUCUAGAGUAUUGACUCCAUAUAGAAACCGGUUACUUCCUGACAAUGUGCAAGCUCUACUUUGUACCCGAAAUUGGUUAAGAGGUUUUGCUGAAUCUGAAGAAGACGAAAACAACAAUCAACCUAAUGAAAAUGCUAUAAGCGGUUUAAGAGCAGGAGAAUCAAGCAUGCCAUGA